This is a messenger RNA of Centruroides sculpturatus (bark scorpion), 587 nucleotides long. RefSeq names its product histone-lysine N-methyltransferase SETMAR-like. The record is from RefSeq and is a predicted model, not a curated record. The transcript has a single exon. The annotation marks the transcript as partial. Lineage: Eukaryota; Metazoa; Arthropoda; Arachnida; Scorpiones; Buthidae.
AAAAGAAAUCCAUUAUUUUGUCACUAGAUGGCUGUAGUGAUACAUAUCUCAUAAAAUAUUGAUGACACAAGUUCAGACUUGUGCUUAUUGGAAAAGUGACAUUCUGUACUAAAAAAAAUUCUUUUACAGUUUUUUGAUUGGUCAAUUCAGUUGUGAGUUAUAGGGUGUAAAAGAUGGAAGUUAACAAAGAGAAAAUUAGGUAUGUUUUACAAUUUUGCUUCGAUAAAGGCGAAAAUGCAAGCCAGGCAGCUGAAAUUGUGAAUGGUGUUUAUGGUCCUGAUACUGUCACAGCCAAUUAUGUGCAAUUUUGGUUUCGUCAGUUCCGUUCUGGUAAUUUCGAUGUUAAAGAUGCACCUCGCACAGGUAGGCCCGUUGUCGAAAAUGUCAAUAAAAUCAUGGAAAUGAUAGAAGUAGACUGGCACGUUAGCACUCGUAGCAUUGCCCAGGAGCUAAAGAUUGACCAUAAAACAGUUCUAAACCAUCUGAAUAAAGCUGGAUUCAAAAAGAAGCUUGAUGUUUGGGUGCCACAUGAAUUGACGGAAGAAAACAUUAUGGAUCGAAUUUCCAUCUGCGAAGCCUUGGCCAAA